AUGGGGAGCCUCUGGCUGCUGCUCACUCAGCCUCCCUUCCCCAGCCGUAACAGCACUGGAGCCUUUCGGACACCUUGACCAUGGACCCCAGGGAAUGUGUCUGCAUGUCUGGAGGAAUAUGCAUGUGUGGAGACAACUGCAAAUGCACAACCUGCAACUGUAAAACGUGUCGGAAGAGCUGCUGUCCCUGCUGCCCCCCGGGCUGUGCCAAAUGUGCCCGGGGCUGCAUCUGCAAAGGAGGCUCAGACAAGUGCAGCUGCUGCCCAUGAAACCCAUCCAUCGUGCCCACCCCUU
This is a messenger RNA of Nomascus leucogenys (northern white-cheeked gibbon), 294 nucleotides long. RefSeq names its product metallothionein 4 (gene MT4). Gene Ontology annotation, molecular function: metal ion binding. Lineage: Eukaryota; Metazoa; Chordata; Mammalia; Primates; Hylobatidae. The record is from RefSeq and is a predicted model, not a curated record.